Messenger RNA from Leopardus geoffroyi (Geoffroy's cat), 2929 nucleotides. RefSeq names its product gasdermin B (gene GSDMB). Gene Ontology annotation, biological process: defense response to bacterium; pyroptotic inflammatory response. Gene Ontology annotation, molecular function: phosphatidylinositol-4,5-bisphosphate binding; phosphatidylserine binding; phosphatidylinositol-4-phosphate binding. NCBI's taxonomy places the organism in Eukaryota, Metazoa, Chordata, Mammalia, Carnivora, Felidae. The record is from RefSeq and is a predicted model, not a curated record.
UGCUCCCAGGGGAGAGAGCGGGAGAGAGCCUGAGGGGCUGAUGGGAACUGGCAGAGGCAGCAGCAGAAUCCUGCUCUGUGACCUGGCCUGGCGGUUCAUCUGUCAGAACUUCUACCUCUGGUCUCCGUGGGCUGGCUGAGUGAUGGCUUGUACGUGGCCUGGAAGGGGGUCAGUUGGGCAAUGACUUCAUAAAUGAAGGCGGAGUCCCGAGGGGUGCCCAGCCCUUUCCUCAGAAUGCCUUUCCCAGCUCUCACUUCUCUCCCCCUAGUGCUCUUUCCCUGGGAGGGCUGCAUUUCCUCCUGGCGUCUCUGUCUUUGGAGGAAUCUUCAUGCUUCCUCCCUUCUGCCGUGAGCAUGAGUGGGAGAGGAAGAGGUAGCCCCCCAGGACAUAUUUAGGCUCCUGGGGCCAGGAAAGGGGAGGAGUCCUGUAGUGGAGGAACUCUGAUCUUUGAGGUUCUGGACCGCUCAGCGUGAGCUGUGGCAGUGUUACGUGCUAUUCCUAGGACAGGUGCAAAGUCCCAGGUAGAUGGGAGGAGCUGCCUCAGGCAGGCUGGGCUUCUCUCUGGCUCUGGGCCAGCGUCACAGUGUGUUUGGAGUGGGUGUUGGGAAGAGUGCAGGGUCUUUGCCCACGUCUGCUGAGUGAGGCCCACACAGUGCUGGGAGGAGCAGUACACCUCCCUGGGCCCAGUCCUGGGGGUGGGGGUGCCCUGGGAGCUUCCAUGGACCUGCAGGAGUAUAGUCAGGGUGAGGGGCUGGGGCACAUCAACAACAACCAGCGUUCAAAUCCUGCUCUGCCACUUACUAGACUUGUGGCCUUGCCAAGUUACUUCUCUGAGCUUCAGUUUCUUCCUCUGUUGUAGAAGGAUAAUAGGCAUUAGGGCUGUUGUAGGAUUAGCACAACACCUGGUAUAGUAAAUACUGAACACGUGAUAGCCACAUUAGUAUCAUUACUGUCGUUAACUACCACCAUAAUUUCUUUAAUGUUGUUUUGGAACUGAGGGAUAAGGGGGCCAGGAGACGGGCCAGGCUCGCUCCGGUGGUUUAUCUCUGAGGACUGAGGGGUGGGGGCCAGAGGCCUCUCUCUGGAGAAGGAGGUGGGUGGAGAGGACAGGUGGAGGCGUCUCCCUGAGAGGGCUAUGUGGGAGCAUGUGUGGGGAGGAAGGCUGAGUCCUCCUUGCUGGCCAGCCUGUUCCCCACAGAUGUUGGCUGCUGUAGCUCUCAGUCUUCAGCCUUGCCCACCGCAGCAUGGCAGCAUGGUAGCUGUUUCCAGCUCUAUCGCUCUCUUCAUACCCCUGACACAACCAUAGCCGUUGCCUGCUGGCACUUGGAUUGCAUGGUCCAGUAUGCCUCCUGCACCAUUCUCUGGCCCCAGACUCACCUAGAAUACAUACCAGGUAAAGAUUAUCUAUUUAUCUUUCUUUCUUUCUUUCUUUCUUUCUAUCUAUCUAUCUAUCUAUCUAUCUAUCUAUCUAUCUAUCUAUCUAUCUAUCUUACCUAUCUUACCUCUGGCCUUAUCUGCCUCCAGCGCAGCCAUAAUGUGGCUUAUCUACAGGCCUGAGAGAUGGGGCACCUAGCCCUACCCAGCUUUCCAGUUCUUUCAGUUCCCUUCUUAGGGCUUCCUGAGACAUGGUGGCCAGGACCUGUGCAGAGCUCUUACAGAGGGGAUUCUCACAACCUCCAUUCCUCGUGAGCAGCUGAGUUGGUCCAGGCACAAUGUCCAGCCUAUUUGAGGAAAUCACGAGUUGUGGUCCAAGAGAUGGAGCUGGAGGGGAUAUGAUUGCUGUCAGAAGCAUCCUUGACUCUGACAGAUUUCACUGCUUCUCCCUGGUGAGUGGGAGGAGAAAUUUCCGGAGAUGCCAGUACCACAGGACAGACCUCACCCUAGAGGACAUAGUGGAGAGAGAGGAGGGUGAAGUGCUGUUUGAUAAGCUGGAUUCUGGGCUCCAAGGCCAAAAGGCUGAGUUCCAAGUUCUGGAUGUGGUAGACUCAAAAGGAAUGUUGAUAGUGAAAUUAUCCAAAGAAAUAAUAAUUGCAGGGACCUUCCACAGAUCCCACAAGCAGAGAAUCAAGACAUUGGAGACCUGGACCCAGCAGUAUCUGGAUUCCCUUGAGAACAGUGAGUUGAAGAGAAAAUUACCUACUUUGUUGCAAUCAAUCUGGGAAAUGAGAGCAGACCUCUAUCUGGUGACAGAGACUCUGGAGACAGCAAGGAAGGAAACCCUGAAAACUGAAUGGCAGUGUAUGUUGCGGAGCUGGAUGGGAGGCAGGGUCUGUGAGAGAACCAGCCUUGGCCCACCCAUGGUAAGUCAGGGAGAUACCAGCCCAGAUGUCAGGCUCUUCAGCUCUCCUUCCAGACUGGGACUGGCACUCAUCUCCCCCAUCUCCUGGCCCUCGGUGUCUGAGGCCCUGAUCUCUGGUGACCUGGAGGGUCCAGCAGAUCCUCUUGUAAGUAGCCUUUUUAAUCUUUUUAAUGCUGCUGGGAUCUUGGUAAAAACACAUACAGAAUCUAUUCUGAAUGUCCUGGAUGCCUUGAUUGAGAUAUCUUAGGAGGAGCAUCUUGUGGCUGAGGCCCUGGAAAAGGGGAUCCUGUCCUUGUUGAAAGACCAGAUAAAGUCUGUCCUGGAGCAGAACUGGGGUGAGCAGCCCCACGAUGUGGGCUGUGACCCUGAUGCAAGAUUUCUCUGUGCCCUCCGUGUUGCUGUCUCCGUCCUGCUGCAGCUGGGUGAGAAGCCUAUCUUAGUGUCUUCCUAACUAUGUUAGCUCUUGAACCAUCUGGAUGCUCCCCUCCCAGACCAUCCUCUCCCCCUGCACCCCCAAUCACUAGAACAAUGUCUUUAUAACAAACAGCUGACUUUUCUUUGAUAGAUCCCAUUCCCUUCAUGAUAAUGCCCCCAAAUCAGCGUACAUUAUAUGCAUGGACUUUUCUAAGA